Molecule: messenger RNA, 5110 nt
Organism: Peromyscus californicus insignis
Lineage: Eukaryota; Metazoa; Chordata; Mammalia; Rodentia; Cricetidae
Gene: Ambra1
Product: autophagy and beclin 1 regulator 1
Exons: 20
Coding region: 446-4075 (1209 amino acids)
Biological process (GO): autophagy
Cellular component (GO): intracellular membrane-bounded organelle
Molecular function (GO): protein binding
Source: RefSeq, a predicted model, not a curated record
CGUUCGUGUGUUCUGUGAUCUUUUGCGGCGUCUUCUUGGUUGAUGUCUCCAGAGCGGCGGCGGCGGCGGCGGCGGCGCCCGUUCCUGAACUGAGUUAUUCCGGAGGCCCCGGGCUCUGGCCGCUUUCUCCCGCCGGUCGGUCGUGCGGAUCCCUCGCUUCCUUCGGCCUCUGCCCGUCUCCCGUCCGUGGUUCGUUGCGCCCGCUGGCCUUCGGGCCGAGCCCUCACCCGUCUCUCAGUGCUGGGAAUUUGAGCCCAAGGCCUCAUGCAUGUGCUCUGCCAUGGAGCUACACCCCUAGCCCUGAGAUCAGCAAGAUUUAAAUGAAGAUUUCCAUGAGGACAACUGACAAGGACUUGAAUGGCCUCAUUUUAGCUGCUUCUGUGUGUGGAGCUAUUAUUUGCUCCUUCAGUUCUGGUCCCUGGUGUGACAGUGGCUCCUGAGCACCAUGAAGGUUGUCCCAGAGAAGAAUGCUGUCCGGAUCCUCUGGGGCCGAGAGCGGGGCACUCGUGCCAUGGGUGCUCAGCGACUUCUGCAGGAGCUGGUGGAAGAUAAGACUCGAUGGAUGAAAUGGGAGGGCAAGAGAGUAGAACUGCCUGAUAGUCCACGCUCAACCUUCUUACUGGCCUUCAGCCCAGACAGGACUCUCUUGGCAUCCACACAUGUGAACCAUAACAUCUAUAUUACAGAGGUUAAGACUGGCAAGUGUGUUCACUCUCUGAUUGGACACCGCCGUACACCAUGGUGUGUCACUUUUCAUCCCACCAUCUCAGGCCUUAUUGCUUCUGGCUGCCUAGAUGGGGAAGUUAGGAUUUGGGAUUUACAUGGUGGCAGUGAAAGCUGGUUCACAGAUAGCAAUAAUGCCAUAGCGUCCUUGGCUUUCCAUCCUACGGCUCAGCUUCUACUGAUUGCCACUGCCAAUGAGAUCCACUUCUGGGACUGGAGUCGACGGGAGCCCUUUGCUGUGGUGAAGACAGCUAGUGAGAUGGAACGCGUCCGUUUGGUGAGAUUUGAUCCACUUGGACACUACUUACUGACAGCAAUUGUUAACCCUUCUAAUCAGCAGGGUGAUGACGAACCAGAGAUUCCUAUAGAUGGAACAGAAUUAUCUCACUACCGCCAGCGUGCCCUCCUGCAAUCACAGCCAGUUCGCCGGACACCUCUCCUUCACAAUUUCCUGCAUAUGCUGUCCUCCCGCUCCUCUGGCAUCCAGACCGAGCCCUUCCAUCCCCCGGAGCAGGCUUCAUCAACGCAGCAGGACCAGGGCCUCCUGAACCGGCCAUCUGCCUUCAGUACAGUCCAGAGCAGCACUGCGGGCAACACGCUCCGCAACCUCAGUCUGGGUCCUACCCGUCGCUCUCUGGGGGGCCCUUUGUCUAGCCACCCUUCUAGGUAUCACAGAGAACUAGCCCCUGGGCUGACAGGUUCUGAGUGGACCCGGACAGUACUCACUCUGAACUCCCGCUCUGAGGUAGAAUCUAUGCCCCCGCCCAGGACCAGUGCCUCCUCAGUGAGUCUGCUGUCUGUGCUGAGACAGCAGGAGGGUGGCUCUCAGGCGUCUGUGUACACUUCAGCCACAGAAGGAAGGGGUUUUCCCUCAUCAGGACUGGCUACUGAGUCAGAUGGAGGGAAUGGUUCUAGCCAAAACAACUCGGGCAGCAUUCGCCAUGAGCUUCAGUGUGACCUGAGACGCUUCUUUUUGGAGUAUGACAGGCUGCAGGAACUGGAUCAGAGCCUGAGUGGGGAAGCUCCCCAGACCCAACAGGCCCAGGAAAUGCUCAACAAUAACAUUGAAUCUGAGAGGCCAGGUCCUUCUCAUCAGCCCACCCCACACAGCAGUGAGAACAACUCUAACCUGUCUCGGGGCCAUCUUAAUCGCUGCCGUGCUUGCCAUAAUCUUCUGACCUUCAACAAUGAUACCCUGCGUUGGGAAAGAACCACACCUAACUACUCAUCUGGCGAGGCUAGCUCUUCCUGGCACGUCUCUACCACCUUUGAGGGCAUGCCACCAAGUGGCAGCCAGUUGCCACCUCUUGAGCGGACUGAGGGCCAAACACCUAGCUCCAGCAGGCUGGAGUUGAGCAGCUCAGCUAGUCCACAAGAGGAGAGGACUGUGGGGGUGGCCUUUAACCAGGAAACAGGCCACUGGGAACGAAUUUAUACCCAGCCCAACAGAUCUGGAACUGUAUCACAGGAGGCCUUACAUCAAGAUAUGCCUGAAGAAAGCUCUGAGGAAGACUCCCUCAGGAGGAGGCUGCUGGAGUCUUCCCUCAUUUCAUUAUCCCGUUAUGAUGGAGCAGGAUCCAGAGAGCACCCAAUUUACCCAGACCCAGCGAGAUUAUCUCCUGCUGCAUACUACGCCCAGAGGAUGAUCCAGUAUCUCUCACGGAGAGACAGUAUUCGCCAGCGCUCCAUGCGCUACCAACAGAAUCGCCUUCGUUCUUCCUCCUCCUCCUCUUCCUCAGACAACCAGGGUCCGUCAGUAGAGGGAGCCGACUUGGAAUUUGAGGACUUUGAGGACAAUGGUGACAGAUCUAGGCACCGAGCUCCCCGCAAUGCCCGGAUGUCUGCACCUUCACUUGGACGCUUUGUCCCAAGGCGUUUUUUGCUGCCUGAGUACUUGCCUUAUGCUGGGAUUUUUCAUGAACGUGGACAGCCUGGCUUGGCUACUCACUCUUCUGUUAACAGGGUCCUGGCAGGGGCCGUGAUUGGAGACGGACAGUCUGCUGUGGCCAGUAACAUUGCCAAUACUACCUACCGGCUUCAGUGGUGGGACUUCACAAAGUUUGACCUUCCAGAGAUCAGCAAUGCCUCCGUCAAUGUCCUGGUACAGAACUGCAAGAUCUACAAUGAUGCCAGCUGUGACAUUUCUGCAGAUGGCCAGCUCUUGGCAGCUUUCAUUCCGAGCAGCCAAAGGGGCUUUCCUGAUGAAGGCAUCCUGGCAGUGUAUUCCCUGGCCCCCCAUAACUUGGGGGAAAUGCUCUACACCAAGCGAUUUGGUCCCAAUGCCAUUUCUGUAAGCCUGUCUCCAAUGGGCCGAUACGUAAUGGUGGGCUUGGCCUCACGAAGGAUCUUGCUGCACCCCUCCACAGAGCACAUGGUAGCCCAGGUCUUCAGGCUGCAACAGGCCCAUGGUGGUGAGACCUCCAUGAGGAGAGUUUUCAACGUCCUUUACCCCAUGCCUGCUGACCAGCGGAGACAUGUCAGCAUCAACUCUGCCCGUUGGCUACCUGAGCCAGGGCUUGGUUUGGCCUAUGGCACCAACAAAGGAGACCUGGUGAUCUGCCGACCAGAGGCCUUAAACUCUGGUGUUGAGUACUACUGGGACCAGCUAAAUGAGACGGUCUUCACUGUCCACUCAAACAGCAGGAGCAGCGAGCGACCUGGAACCAGUAGAGCCACAUGGCGGACAGACAGAGACAUGGGCUUGAUGAAUGCAAUCGGGCUGCAACCUCGGAACCCUACCACCUCUGUGACAUCUCAGGGCACCCAGACUCUAGCCCUCCAGUUGCAGAAUGCUGAAACACAGACUGAGAGGGAGGAAGAGGAGCCAGGGACAGCAUCCUCAGGUCCUGGUGAAGGCGAGGGCUCAGAAUAUGGCGGCAGUGGGGAAGACGCCCUCAGCCGGAUCCAGAGGUUAAUGGCCGAGGGUGGCAUGACAGCUGUGGUACAGCGAGAACAGAGCACCACCAUGGCCUCCAUGGGUGGCUUCGGCAACAACAUCAUCGUCAGUCACCGCAUUCAUCGCAGCUCCCAGACAGGCACAGAGUCAGGCGCUGCUCGUACCUCCUCACCCCAGCCCUCCACCUCUCGGGGACUGCUCUCAGAACCUGGACAACUGGCAGAGCGAGGCCUAAGCCCCCGGACAGCUUCCUGGGACCAGCCUAGUACCUCUGGGAGGGAACCACCUCAGUCAGCUCUACUGUCUUCCUCCCCUGUCCCCAUUCCAGUCCCCCUUGCCAGCAAUGAGGGACCAACCAUGCACUGCAAUGUGACCAAUAAUAGUCACCUUCCUGAGGAUGAUGGCAGCAGCAGGGGGGAAGCUGCAGGCCCUAGUGGGGAGCCACGGAACCGGUAGAGUCCAAAACAGGCACUGGCGCCUCCCCUCAAGCCGCUGAACAGAAGCUGGGCCUCACAGCUGGCUGGGAACUGUACACACAGAAGGGCUGAUGUCUGUAUCUGGGAACAGGAGGAAUGAGGGGGUGGGGCAUGGAGCCAGUGGGUUAGGGGCAGUCCAAGGGGCAAGACUGGCCUGGGGGACUAGAGCCCUCCAGGAUCUGGAGCCCAGAAGAGCCACACUGCUGGACCUGAUGUGAAUGAAGAAGCAAGUGGGUGUCUCUGCCACAUACUCCCCUUUCUCCUAGGGUCACUGGCCUAGGGGACUCAGCCCUGGGCAGGUGCCCCAAAAGAGUGAAGUCUUCCAGAUCUAGACCGCACCAUCCUGGACAAAACAGUGGGGCAGUUCUUCCCUGCCCACUACCUGGGGGGCAGAGCCACCAGAAGCAGAGGAGCAGCCUACCCCCUACCCCCAGUUGCCCCCAACUCAUAAACCUAGAGUUCCAGCCUCUCCUUAUCCCCUCAUCCCACAAAGACAUAAAAGUUGGGCCCAGCUUCCAUUAGGGGACUUCCUGUAUUCACAAGUGGGGACACCUGUGAAGUGAAGGGAGCAGCCUGCUGGCCUGACACAGUAUGGAGUCAAUGCACAGUGGUGGACAGGUCCUGGGGGGGGGUGUAGGCUGGCCCGCCCCCAGCUUGUCCAUGAAGCCCCCCCCCCCCGCCCCGCCCCACCCCAAGGCCCUCCAUGCAGCACCUAUAGGUGUCAGUAUUACCUAAGCCUAGGCUAAAGCCAGCCCAAGGCUGAAGGGAGAGAUUCCAGGUCAGAAUGUGAGGUCUUGGUCUAUGAUUUGAGGUGUUGCAUGUGGAAUCCUGAACUGUACGUGUAGUUCUUAGUGGAAAUCGAGGCUCUGAUCGUUUUGUUUUUAGUAUGCAAAUGUGAUUUCCUUUCUGUUUGUCACUCAUCAUAGAAGCAUUGUGGUGGGAGGAGAGGGGAUAGUCUACUGCUAAUGAGGGAGACACCAAAGAUCUACAUCAUUAAAAUGAUGACAUGCCCCUC